AUGACUGCAAUCGAUCUAGCCAAUGCGGAGAAGCGCAAGGAUGAGGAGCAUGACCGUAUUCAUGAGGACCCAAUCGACGAAGACGUAGAGGAAGAGGAAGACCUCGACUUAGACCCUUCGGAAAAGGAGUACCUAGAGCGCCAUCGGAUACUUGACGAGUUUCUAUCGCCUUUGGCUCCUGAUGAAGCGGCUUUAUACAAACUCGCGCGCCGGUUUUCCAGCGUGUAUCGCAAGCUUGCCCUCGAGUCCGAAGAGCAGUUUUUACCAACACCGGUGACAAAUCUGCCCACGGGAUUGGAGACGGGUCGCUAUUUGGCCAUCGAUGUUGGCGGGAGCAACUUGCGCGUUGCAUUCAUCGAAUUGCUAGGAGAUUCCGCCUGUUCGGAUAUUCGCUCGACCGAUGCUUCGCAGAGAUCAAAGGAUGCAAUCCGGAAGGCACAGAGACAGCGUGUAAAGCGGACGCUGGAGAAGGCAUGGCCAAUCCAGGAGCAUUUGAAAAAGGAUAAAGCCGAAGAUUUGUUUGCUUGGAUCGGGGACUGUAUCGCGGAAGUGGUUGCGGAGAGCUUGACUUCCGAUGCCACCAAAGGCAAUGUUCCCGAGGAGCUGGAGAUGGGAAUUACCUUUAGUUUCCCAAUAAUGCAAGAGUCUCUUGCCGAAGCUACACUGAUGCCGAUGGGGAAAGGGUUUGCUAUCACGUCAGAUCUCAAUCUUCGUAAUAUUUUACUCUCUGGCUAUGAGAAGCACACAAAGCGCCCGGAUGAUGACGAAGAGCCUUCGACUAAGCGUCGGAAGCUUUUCGCCUUGCCGAAGCUCAAGAUCUCUGCCAUCACUAACGAUGCCGUCGCUACGCUUACUUCCCUGGCCUAUGAGGUGAAAUCCCUGCCCAACAGCCGGGUUGCAAUGGGUAUCAUUGUUGGCAUGGGGUGCAAUGCCACAAUCCCCAUGAAGCUCAGCUCUCUGCAUGACUCGAAGGCAAAGCAUGUGAAAUUAAGGAAUUCCGAGGCAGAAGAGACUGUUGUUAAUACGGAGUGGACCCUUUCAGGCUCCUUACCACCCUUGAAGGAACUCAACAUCGUAACCAAAUGGGAUGCCGAGCUCGACAGAGCAUGUGCACGUCCUGGCUUUCAACCUUUUGAGUAUAUGACCGGUGGUCGCUACAUUGGCGAGCUUAUCAGGCUCAUUCUUGUCGACUACCUUACGAGUAUUUAUGGGCUGUCACAAAAAGACCUCCCCGGAAAUCUUACCCAAGGGUAUGCACUUACCACUACAUAUAUAUCAGACAAGAUCGCACGUGCACGAUCGGACGAGGAGUUGGUCAAUGAACUGAGUCUUUCGUUGUCACCCCCUGAAAAUAGUGAAUGGCGAUGGGAUGCUAUUACCGCCGGAGCGUUCCGCAAAAUCGCCCGGACCGUGCAGAGGAGAUCUGCCGGCCUGACUGCGGCAGCGGUCGUGGGAUUGCUGGCGUGUGCGCGCGAGAUCGAAUUGAAAGUAGAUAGCAACGAGAACUCACCGCAAAAUUCCAGUGCAGCUUCCCCCGUAUAUAAAGGAGGUCCCAAAGAUCUAGCAUCACCUGCAUCUGCGGUUCUGACUGCCAGCAAUGCCCAGGGCAGUCAAGGCCCGAUUGUGCCUGUUCUCUCUCCUACGCCCAUCCCGGCAGACUGGCAGUCAGGCCCAGAGGAGCUGGUGGUCGCCUAUACUGGUGGGAUCAUUCAGCACUAUCCCAAUUUCAAGGAGAUGUGUCAGCAAUUCAUUGAUCGCCUCAUCAUGAGGACCGGUCCGCAGAAGAGCGGAAAAUCGGUCUUCCUACGCGAGGCUUCUGACGGCGGGAUCAUCGGAGCUGGAGUUCUGGCAGGAAUGGUAGGAAACGUCUCCUCCAUCUGA
This is a messenger RNA of Aspergillus tanneri, 1881 nucleotides long. Its product is annotated as hexokinase family protein. The coding region runs from base 1 to 1881 and encodes 626 amino acids. The record is from RefSeq and is a predicted model, not a curated record. Gene Ontology annotation, biological process: intracellular glucose homeostasis; glycolytic process; glucose 6-phosphate metabolic process. Gene Ontology annotation, molecular function: mannokinase activity; fructokinase activity; ATP binding. NCBI's taxonomy places the organism in Eukaryota, Fungi, Ascomycota, Eurotiomycetes, Eurotiales, Aspergillaceae. Gene Ontology annotation, cellular component: mitochondrion; cytosol. The transcript is spliced from 2 exons.